Molecule: messenger RNA, 1706 nt
Organism: Caenorhabditis sp. 36 PRJEB53466
Lineage: Eukaryota; Metazoa; Nematoda; Chromadorea; Rhabditida; Rhabditidae
Source: the annotation of a GenBank genome assembly
AUGCCAAAAAAGCGUGGUGAUGAAAUGAACGAACGAAAAGGUCUCGAAGCGAAUGCUGGACACUUCGGAAAUUGCGAAACGUUUGACAGAUCUUUUUGGGCAUCUUUCUUCUCGAAAGUGUGAACCAUUCAUCCAAUUCUUCAUUUUUCCAGAAGAUGAGUGAUGUUCAGGAGCAGCCGCCUCCACGGGUGCCCUCCGCCGCCUCCUCUUCUUCAGACAUUGUCUUCGAAAUCGAUCCGGCUGUAAUGAAGCAAGAGAGCGCUAGGAAGUUCGAGGAUCUGUUCGCAGACCGUCAAAAGAGUGUUCGUCGCAUUCUGGAGGAGACGUUCGAGGAGGAAAUGAAGAUGUACGGAAACGGUCAGAAAAUGCCGACACCGCCGCCGGAGGCCAUUCCAGUCAGAUUCAGGGCGACGAUGUGCCCCGGACCCAUUCACGACGUUUUCGGAGACGCCCUUUACGCAAUAUUCCAGAAGUUGAAUCGCAGGUAAGCUCUCUUCAAUGUUUUGUGUGAACUUUUCAAACUUCAGAGGCCAAACUGCGGAAUACUGUCACUGGAUGGCCUACCUGAUUGCUCAUCAGUUUGAUCUGAAGGAAGAACCCUACUUCCAUCAGAUAAAAUUCUCUCCGCAAGUGUACGAAACAGCGGGAAGUCACGAGGCGAAACAAGCGUUCGCCAACGGAAUUUGGCCGACCGUCGACAAGAUUCUCAUCCAGACGGCCGAUCGAUUCGAGCCGCUCGGAGAGAAAUGGAAUGGAAUCCACGUGUCGGCGGAUCAGAUCAAAGGACAGAGGCACAAACAGGAGGACCGAUUCGUCGCUUAUCCCAGCGGACAGUACAUCAAUCACGGAACGGACCCGGUAGCCCUCCUGGCAGUGUUCGACGGACACGGCGGAAUGGAAUGCUCCCACUACGCGGCCGGCCACUUUUGGGAAGAGUGGGUCAAGGCGCGGCAGAUGUUCGACGGAUACCUUGAGCAGUCGCUCACUUCCGCGCUCUGCUCGCUGGACGAGAGAAUGACGGUUCGUAGCGAGAAAGAGUUGUGGAAGGGCGGAACGACGGCCGUCUGCUGCGCCAUCGAUCCGGAGAAGAUGGAGAUGGCAUUCGCGUGGCUCGGAGAUUCCCCAGGGUUCGUUUGAGUGGAGACCGUGUUGGAAACAAGUGAGUUUUCAUUUGCAGAUACAUUAUGAACAACGUGGAAUUCCGCAAAGUCACACGUGAGCACUCUCCGAAAGAUCCAGACGAAGCGCGUCGCGUGGAGGAAGCAGGCGGCCAGCUGUUUGUGAUUGGCGGAGAGCUUCGCGUGAACGGAGUGCUCAACUUGACGAGAGCUCUCGGAGACGUCCAAGGGCGUCCGAUGAUCUCGAACCAGCCAGAAACCGUGCGCGUCGACUACGAUGCCUCCGAUUAUCUCGUGCUUUUGGCAUGCGAUGGCAUUUCCGACGUGUUCGGCCCCGCCGAUCUCUACCAGGUUAUCGAGGCGUUCGUCAGAGACAACACAGUGGAAGGUGGGUGUGGGGAAGUGUUCCGACCUGAAGCCUUUCUUUUAGACUACACCGAGCUGGCCCGUUUCGUCUGCAGCGAGGCCAUCGAGCACGGCAGUGCGGACAACGUGACCGUCGUUAUCGGAUUCCUCCGUCCGCCCGCCGAAGUAUGGAGCCUUUUCGAAUGCGCCUCUGAUAUGUCGGAAGACGACGACGAAGAAUAA